Molecule: messenger RNA, 3633 nt
Organism: Alosa alosa (allis shad)
Lineage: Eukaryota; Metazoa; Chordata; Actinopteri; Clupeiformes; Clupeidae
Gene: nxpe3
Product: neurexophilin and PC-esterase domain family, member 3
Exons: 6
Coding region: 314-2071 (585 amino acids)
Source: RefSeq, a predicted model, not a curated record
GUCACUCGAUGCUGUUGAGGUUGUUAUCGCUUGCAUGUGCACAGUGCGACAGGCAGCAGUGAUGGUGGGGCUUUCAUAACGAAGUGGGGAGACAAAGGCGAUGGAUCCGAACUCAGCCCCAAAAUGUUCUUGAUAACGUCUUCGUGUGAGGAGCUACAGAAAUCCGCACAGAGGCGUCUACAUUUCACAACACCGCUUAACACGAUCAUGGUAAAGGAGUCCCGUUGUUGACUGGCGUGGGGGAGGCUUCACCAUGUCCUGGGGUGGGUGUCAUGAAGACAGGAUGUGAUGUCGCGUGGGGGGGUGGCAGAGAAUGGCCACAGCCAUGGGGGGAAACCUGUCCAAAUAUGCCCCCAUCUUCCUCGUCCUCGCACUGUCAGGAAUCCUCUUCCUCCUGCGGAACAUGCAUAUACUGGAGAGGUGGAACUGCCAGUCGAUGUCCUCUCUCUACCAGCUCCAAAGCAGCAUCAGUUCGGCCUUCAAGCCCUCUGGAGCCUUCUUGCUCCUGGACCACAACCACACUUACUGCCCCUUCCUGGGCCAGGAGCCAUCCAGCGAGGAGGCCCGUGAGGAGCGCUACCUCCUGGAGUCCAUCUCUUGGCCAGAGCCACCCACGCCGGGCACGACGCCGCUCCGCUUCAGCAGCGACCCGGCCCGCAGCUUCUUCGUGAUCCAGCCGCCCGCCAGUGGCAGAGGGGCCUCGGGCCAGUCGGUGUGGCGCGUGGGUGGCAAGCUGGAAGUGCUGGUCCACAUGCAGAACUUCCUGGGCCAGCCCAAGAGGCACGGCGGCGACUUCCUGCUGGCGCGCAUCUACUCUCCCGAGCUGGGUGCGGGCGCCUCGGGCCGCGUCACCGACCACCAGGACGGCCUGUACACCGUGGAGCUGCCGCUGCUGUGGCUGGGCCCCGCGCAGGUGGAGGUGAUGCUGGUGCACUCGAGCGAGGUGGUGGCCGUGCUGCGACGCCUGCGCGAGGAGCAGCCCGACCGCGUUUACUUCAAGAGCCUCUUCCGCUCAGGCUUCCUGUCCGAGACCACCGUCUGCAACCUGUGCCUGCGCACUAGACCGCGCCAGCCGGCGCUCUGCAACUACACGGACCCGCACUCCGGCGAGCCCUGGUACUGCUACAAGCCCCGGCUCCUGGAUUGUGACACGCGCAUCAAUCACGCCAAAGGAGGCUACAAGAAGCACCUGCUCACCACCACAGAGUCCAUGUUGUUCUUGAGCUCUACUAUUAAAGCUCCCAUUCAAGCCCUCGGGAUGGACAACAUAACAAUCUCACCCGCUGUCAGAGAACUGUCAUUGAUUCGACGAGACAGGUCAAAGUUAAUGCCAUCUGGGUAUUACUACCAAGGCUCUUGGAGGCCUUUAUCUGGAAUUCCCAUACAGCAGUUCAAUGAUUCCUCCGCCAUUACUCAGUGUCUGCGUGGAAAACUCUUUUACAUGUUUGGAGACUCCACUGUUCGACAGUGGUUUGAGUACCUCAAUGCCUUCGUUCCAGAACUGAAAGAGUUCAACCUCUACAGCCCAAAGAACGUGGGGCCCUUCAUGGCUGUGGACAGCGUCCACAACAUCCUGCUGCAGUACCGCUGCCACGGCCCGCCCAUCCGGUUCUCCACUGUCUCCGCCAGCGAGCUACGCUACGUGGCCAACGAGCUGGACGGCCUGCCCGGCGGGCCCGACACAGUGGUGGCGCUGAGCGUCUGGUCCCACUUCAGCACGUUCCCCGUGGAGGUGUACAUGCGGCGUCUGCGUCACAUCCGCCGCGCUGUGGCUCGCCUGCUGGACCGGGCGCCGGGCACGCUGGUGGUGAUCCGCUCGGCCAACCCGCAGAAGCUGGACGCGGAAGUGUGCCUGUACAACAGCGACUGGUUCUCCGUGCAGCUGGACGCGGUUCUGAGGGCCAUGUUCCGUGGCCUGCGUGGGGUGGUGCUGCUGGACGCCUGGGACAUGACGCUGGCACACCCCACGCAGCCCCACCUGCUGCACCCACCACCGGACAUUGUCAAGAAUAUGAUCGACCUCAUCCUCUCCCACGUGUGCCCAGCCAAAAAGGAGAGGAUGAGGACAUAGCCAGCAGAGGGAUCUGGAAGGGGAAGGGGAGAGAUGUGUAUCAAACGCAAGUAGUUCAGUGGGGCCAAACAUGAUUUUUUGUUUUUUCAUGAGGAUCUACAUCUUUUAUACAGGAUUUCCUUGAGUGUCCUUUUCCUCCCAGUCGGAGAAGAGUGAGCGCUGCUGCACUUUCCUGCCCAGAGGCACCAGCCCAAACGUGAACAUGAUUUGAGUGAGAACUCGGUUCUUUGUCUGAGUAGUUCCCACCUCCUUUUAACAGCAAUUCGCUCACAGUCUGUUUGAAUUUAUGGAGCUAGAUGGAAUUUGGGGGGAAAUGAGAGAAAAGAUGAGCAGUAUGAUAAGGAAUACAGCGUAGACAUUUUCAAAUGGCCAAAUUGUGUGUUAUCUACUGUCUGAUCCAUCUCUGUCUUCUCUUUGUUGCUUGCCUGCCCUCUAUCUGUCCUCUCCUCUCUUUUGUAGUCUGAGUUUCAUCCUCCACUUCCUGUCGUCCAAAAGUUCUAUCCAGAUAUCUCUAGUAGUUGUUGCAUUAACACUGGUAGAAAUCAGUUCAACACGCAAAAGACAGGACCACACUUUAAAACUGGGCAGUCCUGCUGUGUCUUGCUGCAGAUGACCUGGUCAGGGACUAUUAUUCAUCUUUCUGCUUCAUCAUAUAACUGAUGGUGUGUAAAGUUGUGACAUACCUCAAAUGUUAAAAGGUGUAAUAUGUAGAGGAUGGUGCCGCUGGUAGGCUGUUAGACUCAAAACUAUGUUGCAUUGUAUUUUGCACAAGUUGUUGUACAAGCCUAGCCGUGCAACGAAGCUGAAGGUCAUGCAAACACGUACACAUUGCACAGGACACAGAGAACAAUUAGCACAACCAUUUCUCAAAGUAGGAACUGAACAGGUUGGAUACCUCAAGGGAGGUAGGGCACAUUGACCCAGUACAGCAUCAUAGAACACAGGCUUUGCAGAGGCAGUAAGAACAUGAGUUUCACUUUACUUUCAGUGCAAUAAGGUCUUUAAUCUUGACCCAAAGGAGUAAAUGUAAGCCUAUGUAUUUUUUAUUUAUUAACUUGGCUUUAAGGUAAUAAUCAAGAAGACAGACAAUGCCUAAAUGAACAUUGUAAAGCAAUGACAUGAUGAAUCAUGCAUAUUAUACAGGACACAGGCAUAUAGAUAUUCUGGACAUAGCACAUGCCAAACUGAAUUAGUCUCAACCAGUGUAAUCUGCACAACUCAUUGUAGUGUUUGCUUAUAAUACCGGUGGUCCACUGUUAUGCUUUUAUCAUGUAACCAUUUGGCUACUUGGAAAUGUAGCUGCUUACUGUAUACUCUUUGCCACUGUGUCAUUUGUUUUAUGGAAAAUCCAUUACAAUAAGGGCCAUUACCAAGCAUCGCUGGAAAACCAGUUUGACUACACAUUUUUAUUUUGCCUAAACAAAUGGAGUCAAACACUCAAAUUGGGGUGCCAGCUAAGUUCAAAUGUAAAAGACUGCUUAUUUUCACUGAACUUUUCUGUGUGCAUACUUCCUUGAUGGCCAACGUGAAACUUGGUUAAAAUAAACUAUUAUGCAUCCUGA